This is a messenger RNA of Pieris brassicae (large cabbage white), 5632 nucleotides long. It is a transcript of the gene trbd, whose product is annotated as ubiquitin thioesterase trabid. The transcript is spliced from 18 exons. Gene Ontology annotation, cellular component: cytoplasm; nucleus. Gene Ontology annotation, biological process: protein deubiquitination involved in ubiquitin-dependent protein catabolic process. Gene Ontology annotation, molecular function: K63-linked polyubiquitin modification-dependent protein binding; cysteine-type deubiquitinase activity. The record is from RefSeq and is a predicted model, not a curated record. NCBI's taxonomy places the organism in Eukaryota, Metazoa, Arthropoda, Insecta, Lepidoptera, Pieridae. Bases 351 to 2288 code for a protein of 645 amino acids.
CAAACCAAACUGCAAAGCAAAAUUAAUUUGUCAAAAUAUUAUAGUUACUCUAUUAAUCUAUCCGCCGUCUUAAAAUUUGUCUUAGUAUUUUUUCUGUUUUUCUCCUUGUGCACUAUUUAUUUCCUUUAUAAAGCUCUAAAUUAGUACUAAUGUGUUAUUUCGUCUAGAUGUGGGAAUCGUAAAAAUAUCAAGCGCUUGACCUGUGACAUCCGUAAAAUUACCAAGUUGCUAUCAUUGGUGACCAACCGUGAAGUCAAAACGAUAUUGUUCUUAUAAGAAUCGUAUAAGAUGUCUACCUCAUAGUAACAAAAAAACGGCAGUCGUUGACUUCUUUUCUAUUUAAUGGUAAAAUGAGUGAGGAGCAAGAUGAUGGCAGCAAAAAGAGUGCAUCACUUUCUUCCGCUGAGGCAAGCUCUGUGGAUGCAGAGUGUGGAGCCCAUGUCAAUGCUUCAACAAAUAUAUCACAAACUAAUCUUACACAGAUGACAGGAGCAGCACCAGAUAAUGCAAAGUGGCAGUGUGAGAUGUGUACUUAUGAGAAUUUCCCACUGUCACGGAAGUGUACUAUGUGCCGAUCGCCAAAACCCUCUCUCGGAGAAGAUAUUUUCAAACUGCAGGAUGGUGCCAGUGCUCUACCUCUACAAGAUACUUGUGGUGCUGAAUCAGUAGCUGAAAGAUUGAAACCACUGCGGAUAUCAUCUCCUCAGGGACAAGCAAGUGCCUCCUCUAUGGCUAAGUGGUCUUGUGGUACUUGUACCUUCGAGAAUUGGCCUCGUUCGCAGAAAUGCGCGAUGUGCGGUGCGACCGCUCCGCCUCGAACCCAUAGCGACUUACAUGCACCCAGACCUGCAGGUAUAAACGAUAUUUGUAAUAGUCAAAAUUCUUCCAUACACGAGGUGGAUAAUAACGGACGUCGCUCGAAACGUAGAAAUAACACGGACUGGAUGUGGUUACAGGCUUGUUUAGGUGUGGUAGAAGGUGACGCGCGUUGUGUGGAUGCGUACUUAGCGGCAGGUGGAUCACCAGCUCGUGCCUUAACUGCACCGGAAGUUGCACUACUCAAUAGAGCCUCCGCUUUCGAUCCGGGACAUACGCUGGUUCACUUGGCUAUAAGAUUCCAAAGGCAGGAGAUAUUAUCAACACUACUAUCUAGAAUAUCGGGUGGUGGACCUGGCUUGAAAAGAUCACCUUCAUAUGUUGCUCCCGAUCUAGCUUCUGCGAUAAGGCGUCAUAUAGCAAGUUGUAUCCGGCAUAAGAAAGGAAAUUUCCCAUGUCGAUACAUUAAUGAAAUAUGCACUUUUUCCCUACCAGCAGAAAUAGACGAAUUGCCCGCUGCGAUACAAGAGCAGCUAUUCGCUGAAUUAUUAGAUAAAGAUGCACAGCAGACUUUGGAAACGGAUACACCGCUUAUCAAUUGGAGCUGUGAGCUCACUGUUAAUUUAGGAUCGCGUUUGUACGCCCUGUGGAACCGUUCGGCAGGUGACUGUCUCCCCGACGCGUUGUGUCAAGCGGCAUAUGGCGUGUUUGAUCGCGCUAAUGUAUUGCGGGCAGCAUUGGCUGAUACUCUUCAUCAUGCGCACAGAAGUUUCUAUGCUCGAUGGCAAGCCUGGGAACGCCUUCAAGCAUCCCAGCUGCAAUAUGCUCCCGAAGAGUCUCAGCUUCGCGCAGAAUGGAGUCGGUUACUCGCUGCCGCCGCACGACCGGGGACGGCUUUGCAUCAGUUACACGUGUUUGCGCUUGCGCACGUGUUGCGUAGACCGGUGUUGGUCUAUGGCGUUGACGUCGUCAAUUCGUUUCGUGGGGAAGCAUUAGGAUACGCUCGUUUUCAAGGUAUAUAUUUACCAUUGCUAUGGGAUGCCGAGUUUUGUUCAAAAUCACCAUUGUGCCUGGGUUACACUCGUGGACAUUUUUCCGCGCUUGUCCCGCUUGAGCCAUAUUCGCAUCGGCACGAUUAUAUUUGCCGAGAACAGCAAGAUGAGGAUGGUGAGGAUAUGAUAUUUCUGCCCCUUACCGACUCAGAAGGAAAGCUGUUACCCGUCCACUUCCUUACAUGUGAUGAGAUGGCAGACGAAGAAAGUGUAGUCCGUCGUUGGACGUGCGCGUGCGUGACGGAAGGAGGCGUACUCGCGGCGAGACAGCGCGUGCACGCGCGGCCCUUGCUACAGGCGCAGAUGCUAGAAGAGUGGCUAAACCAUUAUAGGAGACUGGCACAGCAAACCCGCGGCCCUUUUCCUCCUCGACUGCAAACGGCUGAGUUUUCAAGCGACCCAGACACAGAUGAAGAAUAACUUCAUAGACUGUAUGUUGUAUCAUUUAUAUGUUUUGACAAUUAUAUCCUGAAGAGAGAUAUACUUUAAUAUCGUCGAAAAAUAUAAUUUUUUUAUAAAAUAAAAAUCAGUUUAUUUUUAUGGGUUCAUUACUGAAAAGUUUAAUAUGUUAUAAUUUUCGUAAACCGGAAUUGUAAAUGUAAAUCUAUAUAAAUGAUACAACAAUUGCCGCAAUAAUGAUUUAACAAUUUUUUCAAACUUUCUCUAUCAGCUCGCAUGUAUAAAUUUCUAAAUAAUAUCACUUAUACUAGGAUAUCGAAAUCGAGCUCGAAAUGUAAACAAAAGUGUUCCCAUAUUCAAUUUUUUGCGUGAUUUACUUAUGCAAAUUAAAGCCAGUAAUAUAUCAUCACAUUACUUGGCUAUUAUAAUUGUCUUUGCUUGGUAUAAUAACCAAAUUUGAGAUUUUAGAGUCUUCUGUCAAUGUCAUUAUGACAGUUUGUUUACAUUUUGAUUGUAUCGGAUACAUUGGGCAAUAGUGGUGCUUUCACAUUAAUAAACAUUUCUGUGUUAAAUAUAGUGGGCCAUUAACAGGUUUAUUUUGUCAAAGAAUUUGUUUUAUUCUAGUUCAUACGUAAAGUAUUAAGCAUACGGCAUGUUAGUAAAUUUAGCAAUAAUUAGUUUUUUGUCUCUGCAAAGCCGUAACGGGAAUUCUUUAAUAGUCAUAGAUUAUUUAAAUAGUUCAAAUGCAAUUAAAUUUAUCGUACAUUUAGUAAUUUUUGAAUGGCUUUCAGUCUGUAUUAUAUUUACAUCGUUUAACAGUUGUAGCCUUUAAAUCUUCUGCUUACUUGGCAAGGGUCAUCUGACACAUAUUAAAUGUAAAUACUAAAAGCACUUGGUGAUAAUAAUUAUAAUGAAAUAAUAUUGAAACAGAAAUUCCUUCGUACUAGGAGAGAGAAUAAAGAAAAUUCAAGAGCAUUGAAACGCUUUGAUUGUUUAGAAUUUUCUAAGAAACUUUACUAGAAAAUAUACUCGUUAAGCAUAGGAUUUUUCUGGUUUGGUAAAUGCUGGGACUUGUAUGAAAUUAAAGGUAUACAUUUAUAAGACUUGUAUGUAAUUCACGAUCCAAUUUAUGAAUGUGAAGGGAGACAUUUGUUUCAAUAAUCAUGUUGAGAACGCUUAAAACACUUUAUUUUUACAGAAUAAAGUCUAUAUGGUAAAGAAAGAGUAAGGAAUGAUGGCCUUAAACAUUUGGUAACAAAGUAACAUGUUUAAGGAUUGUAAACAUCAUGAUAUACAUAAUUUGCAAAAUUGUACAGUAUUCAUUCAACAAAACAUAUCUGUAACCUCGUAAAAUUUGAUUUUACCACUUCAAGUUCAAAAUCAACUUACUCUUUCUAUAUCUGACAACACUUUGCAACCGCUUUCAUUACUUAGUUUAGUUGGCAAUUAUUGUAGGAAUUUUAUGAACAUAUUAAAAGGAACUUCGAAUUCAAAGAUUCAUAUUUUAAUUUUGUAUUUUUCUGAAAGUAAUUGCCAACUAGUUUUUAUUUACAUAGAUAAUUAAACGGUUAACAUAGCGAAUAUGCAAUAAUUUUAAUAGAUUUCUAGCCGCUUAGAAAGUUCUUAAUAACUUAGAAUAAUACUUAGAAUAGAAACAGCGUUGCCGUGUCAGUUGUUGCAAAGUGGUAAUUGAUAGCUGAUUAACAAAUAAAAUACUGUUUUAUCGGAUGAAAGGACAUCGAAGUAUAUAUUUUAUUAUAAAACGUAUUUACAAAUUGCCUUUACGUCAUCUCCACAGAAUAAACAAAAAUAUAUAUUAUAGUAAUUGCAACAGUUUUGAUAAAACAGCGUUUUAUGAUUGAUUAAUUUGGUAAUACCGCUCAAAAUUGUGAAUAUGUAUGUAUCAAUUGGGUUAAAAAAUUUCUUUUUGUGAGGUUGUUAGUAAUAUUUCGUUUUUCCUAAUAUGCUUUUAAUUUUUGUUUUUGAUAUUUAUCCAAAUAAUAUUUAAGCGGUUCAAUUGCAUUCUAAAAUUAUCUUAGAGAAAUUAUUCUCCGAGGCCUUAAAUACAAAAACUUUAGAAAAUUAUAUCAGGUAUAGUCAAUAGUUUGACAAAGUGACUGUGUGUGUGAUUAACCUUUUCCAGACAGCCGUUGUUUCUUCUUUAAAACUCUAAAAGAAUUGAAAUGAUGAAUGAAUUGAUUUGAUUCUAAAUUGUUUGAACGGAGAGAGUGUAAUAGAUAUUGUACAGAGAGUCUAAGUUAUAUUUAUAGUUUGUAAAUACUAUAUAUUGAAAUUGGCUUGCGAUGUAGUUGUAUAAAAAUGUAUAGGGCUCGAUUUAUAACAUGGGAAUAGAUUGCGUAUUGUAGACUGGUAUUAUUAAGGUUCAGAUUUAUAUCAACUAAAAAGCAAAUACAUAAUCAGUAGGCUAUGAAUGUUAUAAAAUUCGAUAUUAUAGAGUUAUUUCGCUGGAUUAUCACGAUCAAAAAUUAUAAUGCGCACAUCUUAAAAGUUUUCGUGCAUAGCUAACAAUUAUUAUAUAGCUUGGUCGCGGUUUCAUUUGAAGAACUUGGGUUUCAUUUUUAGGAAAAUUUAAAAUUUUCAUUGGAAAUUUCAUUGGAAAAAUAUAAUCUAUACAUAUUAUGAAUAUAAAUAUUUUGGUGUUUCGUUUACGUAACUACAUGUAUAAAUUAACUUUAAUUUUUAUGAAAUAUUGUUACUAGUUAACACAAAAUUAGGGAACACAAAAUAUUAAGUAUAUUUAAUAUUUUUGAAAUGUGAAACAAAUUAUAUUGCGCGUUGUUUAAUAAAUUUAUAAAAGUGAUAUUUGUAACAUAGCAAUAAUCAAAGCCAACUUGAUAUUUACAUAGAGGCAAACGCAUAAGCUCAAUGAAUAUUUUGGUUCUAGGAUGAUCAUAUUACAAAGGACACCAACCUACACAAGGUUUAUGUGGGAUGAUUGUAAAUGGGACGGCAUUUAUAUUUGGUACCAUGCAUCUUUUGCAAAAUAACGGACAGUUGAAAUCUAAACUAUAGUAGUCCAGUUUAAUUUAUGAUUCAAUUAAAAUUCCUGAUUAUAAAUUAAAAAAGAUACAGUCUACAAAGCGCACUUUUUAAUCCACAGAGUAUUAAGUUUUCUUUUGCAGUUGAAUAGAAAUUGACUUAAUAUAUUGUUCCCAAUUAGAUUUUACAAUUUCUCAUCUCAUUAUAGUUGUAUUACUUUUUUAUCAAGUUGUAAAUAGGCUUUUGGGGGUUUCCUUUCAAGUGUUGUUUGGGGUUUUUGUUAACAAACGUACAAUUUAAUUUUUAAAUUAUCUAUCUAUAAUACCAACAGGUUUAAAUCAAUAAAGCACGCAUUUUACGAAGCG